Molecule: messenger RNA, 2703 nt
Organism: Sipha flava (yellow sugarcane aphid)
Lineage: Eukaryota; Metazoa; Arthropoda; Insecta; Hemiptera; Aphididae
Gene: mtg
Exons: 6
Coding region: 208-2148 (646 amino acids)
Cellular component (GO): extracellular region
Molecular function (GO): chitin binding
Source: RefSeq, a predicted model, not a curated record
AGACCGACGGUGCAUCCCAACGUUCCUCCUGCGCGUCAGUGCCAGUGCAGCGCGUGUCGCGUUAUCGUGCCCGCAAUCGAAACCCGUUGCCUGCGAGUGCGACCUACCGCCGACCGACCGUCCGACCGAUCGAACCGACCGUGUGCGAUCGCGUUUUCGCCGGAGCUCGCGCAACACCUUUGCCCGACCGGCGAAACCGUCCGCGCCAUGAGGAUCUUGCCGUUCGUUUUCCUCCUGCUCAUGGGAAUGACGUGGAGAUGCGUGCAAUCCACAUGCGUUUUAGAAACGGAUUUUGGACUUUCGAUCAACUGUGGAUUAAAAAAAACUGGAAUGUUCCGCGUAAGAAACCUUGGUGGCUUUAAAGGAUACGUCGGACUAGGUAUUCAACUGGCCGACGAACUGGGUUUCAAGGAGUCACUCUCAUCCCUAGAACAGAGCAACAAACGCCGUUCCGUCAACGGGUUCCUCGCACCAGGAUCGUUCGAGCCUCUGGCCGUGCCGCAUAACAACGACAAUCAAGCCACCACAUCAGCGACCAACAACCUACUGGACCGGUCGGCGUACGCGAAAAUGAACGGCCGAACGGUGACCGGCAAGUCGGUGACCGUGCCUCCAUUCCGUCCACUGGUGGCCGCGACCAACAACAUGGUUCGCAACGUCCGACUGGCCACCCAACAGCAACAACAACAACUGCCCUUGAAGCCGCUGCCGGUGCCCGCAUUCGCCGCGCUCCCCGAGUCAAUAGCGAAGAUCGCCGUCGAGACGCCCAAGCCGCAGCAGCCUUUGGCCGCCGGCCACAGGCAGCCACAGUCGCCCGCGCACAUGCAACCGAUGACAACUUCCGCGUUUGCCACCCUCCGGCAACCGGUCGCCAUUGUCCAGCCGCAGAUCCCUCAGCCGCAGCUCGUUCAGGUGGUGCAGGUCCCGCAGAAUAUCCAGCUACACCACGGACAAAACCAGCAGCAGAAGCUCGUCCAGUUGGUGCAGCUUCCUCAGAAUUUCCAGCCGCAACAGCAGAUCGUCCAGCAACCGAAGUUGUCGCCCGUUUAUCAUCACAACGCCAUGCAGCAGGUGGCCAACAGACGAUAUAAUGCGUUCGCGUCGAGCCAACAGAACGCGUCGGACGUGCGGCCGAUAAUCGUGUUGCCGACGCCGACGGCGGACAACCGGAAGUUGCGACCCGAGAACGCGGUGCUGACCAACGACGUGGACCCCGGGUCCAUGAUGUCGCUGUUCAACGUGGCCGCGGCCAACAACGUGAGCGUCGAGCAACUGGCCAUGGCACUGAGACACCGGCAACAGUGGCCGUCGUUCUACUCGGCGUCCACGGACACGCAACCGGCGACGACCACCACCGCCACGACCAGCACGACCAGUACCACGACCACCGCAGCGCCGCCACCGCCGACCACGACCACGACUGCGGUAUACGACAUGCCGGAUGAGCCGCCGGCAACUAAGAAGAUCGCCAUUAAACCGUACAGGUACGGGCAUGCGAGCGGCCACAAAGUGAUGAACGCGCCCAACGAGUACUACCCCGUCGGGUACGACAAGAACUUCGACGAUCACUUCGUGUCCAAAGUGGACUUGCCCGACACCAGCUUUAGCUGCGGCGAACAAAAGCAUUUCCCCGGUCUGUACGGUGACGAGGACUUGGGCUGCAUGGUGUUCCACGUGUGUGCGUUCACCGAUGACGGUCUGACGCAGAAGAGCUUCCUGUGCCCGGAGUCGACGCUGUUCGACCAGACCAUACUGAAGUGCAACUGGUGGUUCUACGUGGACUGCAAGUCGUCCAGGAAGUUGUACGACAGCAACAUACCCAUAUCGAAGAGCUACCAGCUGAUGAAAGCAUUAACGUUCUUCUCGUCAUACGCGGGCGGUCCCACCGUCGACGCGUCCGUGGCCGCCGCGACCGCGGCCGUGUCAACUGCGUACGACCACGACGAAAGAUCACCGGACAAGUCGGCCGACGGAGGGUCACCUGACAAAUCAGCCGACGGACGAUCACCGAACAAGUCGGCUGACGAAGGGUCGCCGGGUCAAAAAUCGUCCACCACGGCGGUGCCGACCGCCGAAUUCCUGCCCGCCAGCUCGUCCGCGGCCAGUUCCACCGAGAUUCUGGACAACGUGUCCUUCCGGAGACGAUGAUUCGACGCGAUUCCCGGGCCCCGGUGUUCUGCUGCUGCACUAUCCCGUUUCAUUUUUUACAUUGUUUUACCCUCCGCCGCCGGUGUGGUGACUCGAGAAACGCGGUCGAUUUCUCGUUUUAUUUAUUAUAUUACAAUGUACUUUUCUUUCGAUUAGUAUUAUUUAACUUAUCGCCGAUGCGCACGUUCGUGUCGUAGUGUUAUUAUUAUUAUUAUAAUUCUUUUUUCUUAGAGACUAAUUUCUAGAUUCGUACCUUGUGAUAUUGUGAUAAAACUAUACAUGUUCAAAAUUAUAAUCAUUUGUGUACGUGUACAUGUAUAAAUUAUCAUAUUAUUAUUAUUAUUAUUAUUAUUAUUAUUAUUACUGUAAUGACAUUAUGUAUAGUACGCUUCAAAUAUGUUUUCGAAUUGCUCAUUUUAAAUUUAAAUUGUUAUUACUUUGAUAACAUUAUAAUUCCAUUCGUAGUUUUAAUAAAAUUGUUUCUUACAGUUUAAGUGUACAACUUGUAUUAGACUUGUGUAGUAUUAUUUUUAUAACGAAACUUUUAUACGUUUA